AUGCCAGGCAAACAUGGCCGCUUCCUCUUCUUCCUCGUCAUCUUCUUCGUCAUCUUGUUCGUCAUCUUCUUUGUCAUCUUCUUUUUCGUCAUUUUUUUCGUCAUCUUCUUUUUCGUCAUUUUUUUCGUCAUCUUCUUCGUCAUCUUCUUCCUCGUCAUCUUCUUCGUCAUCUUCUUCGUCAUCUUCUUCGUCAUUUUUUUCGUCAUCUUCUUCCUCGUCAUCUUCUUUUUCGUCAUCUUCUUCGUCAUCUUCUUCUUCGUCAUCUUCUUCAUCAUCUUCUUCGUCAUCUUCUUCUUCGUCUUCUUCUUCGUCAUCUUCUUCCUCGUCAUCUUCUUCUUCGUCAUCUUCUUCGUCAUCUUCUUCUUCGUCAUCUUCUUCUUCGUCUUCUUUUUCGUCAUCUUCUUCGUCAUCUUUUUCGUCAUCUUCUUUGUCAUCUUUGUCGUCAUUUUGAAAUUUAGCCCCUGA
Molecule: messenger RNA, 465 nt
Organism: Lethenteron reissneri (Far Eastern brook lamprey)
Lineage: Eukaryota; Metazoa; Chordata; Hyperoartia; Petromyzontiformes; Petromyzontidae
Product: NADH-ubiquinone oxidoreductase chain 5-like
Source: RefSeq, a predicted model, not a curated record